CUAUUGCGGGCAUGCGCAAUGAGCGUUCCAGCGCCACCACCCAUUAGCUGAGAAUCGUAGCUGGGGGCUCAGGGGCCCUUGGGUCCCCGCGGCCAAAGAAGGAGAAGGAAGCCGAGGAGGUCGGGGUAACUGCUGAGAAAACUGCACUGCUCACCAACAGCUGAUGAAAUUAGUGAACAAGCAAAUCAACCAUGUCUUACACUCCAGGCGUUGGUGGUGACCCCGCCCAGUUGGCCCAGCGUAUCUCUUCCAACAUCCAGAAGAUCACACAAUGCUCUGCGGAAAUACAGAGGACUCUGAAUCAACUUGGAACACCUCAAGAUUCACCUGAAUUGAGGCAACAGCUCCAGCAAAAGCAGCAGUAUACAAACCAGCUUGCCAAAGAAACAGAUAAGUACAUUAAAGAGUUUGGAUCUCUGCCCACUACCCCCAGUGACCAGCGUCAAAGGAAAAUACAGAAGGAUCGCUUAGUGGCUGAAUUCACAGCAUCGCUGACAAACUUUCAGAAGGUGCAGAGGCAGGCUGCCGAGAGAGAGAAAGAAUUUGUUGCUCGAGUAAGAGCCAGCUCCAGAGUAUCUGGUGGUUUUCCUGAGGAGAGCUCAAAAGAAAGGAAUCUUGUAUCCUGGGAAAGCCAAACUCAGCCUCAGGCUCAGUUGCAGGAUGAAGAAAUUACAGAGGACGACCUGCGCCUUAUUCAGGAGAGAGAGUCUUCUAUCAGACAACUCGAAGCUGAUAUUAUGGAUAUUAAUGAAAUAUUUAAAGAUUUGGGAAUGAUGAUUCAUGAGCAAGGAGAUGUAAUAGAUAGCAUAGAAGCCAACGUGGAAAAUGCCGAGGUGCACGUCCAGCAAGCAAACCAGCAGCUGUCAAGGGCAGCAGACUAUCAGCGCAAAUCCAGAAAAACCCUCUGCAUCAUCAUUUUUAUCCUUGUUAUUGGAGUUGUAAUUAUCGGUCUCAUCAUAUGGGGAGUGAAAGGCUAAGAUGAUAAAGGAGCACACUACUGCACUACAUUAUGUAAAUUAUGUAGGAAGAUUCCUUUAAUCAUGGUGGGUUUUUUUUAUUAUAUUCUUUUAAAGCAGUUGCCUAAAGGAUGGUUCCCGUACUCUGUUAUUUUUAUUUGGAAGAAAGUUUUCUUUGGAUUAAAUCUUAUAUUUUCUAAUGCUGAAAGUUUUCCUAUAUAUCACUGCUGGCAUGCUUUUCAAUCUAAUAACUGUUCUGCCCACAUUGUAUUUGCUUUUCAUCUAUAAUUUAUUUAUCCUGUUGACUUAGCUUUUGGAAAUUAGUAAAUUUAAAGGUGUGUGUGUGUGUGUGUUUUCUGUGUGCACCUUCCCAUCACAAUGUAACAUGCACCCAUGUUUGUGUCACUUUGAUUACAGAUCUUCAAUUUAAUUUUGAUUUGUGCCAGCAGAGGAAACAUUGUCAGUAACUUUCAAAAGUAACAUAUAUGUCUGUGUUUGGUAUUUUGUUGUUUUCCUGGUUCACAGCAGCAUAAGUUGUCUAUUUAACUUUUAUCUUUGUUUUUCUCUUAAGACCCUUGUUGAUUCUCAGUGAAGUCAGUGAAUAACUUCCUAGUAUAUCUUUCACUCCUGAUGUGUAGAUAGUAAGCAUUUGUUGUAGAUUGCCUAGUAAAAUGCUAAGGAUAGGUUGUUUUUAUAUAGGUUCUGUUGAGCCUGACGUUCCUUUACAAGGAACUGUGUUGUCAGUAUAAAUGUUUAAUGUGAUCUGGAGGAAGAGUAUGACAAAUCGGUACCUAUUGUGUUAGAAUUCUAAAGACCCCAAACUUAUUCUGCUGUGUAUCUCCACAGCUGUUAUGAUGGAAAAUUAAUUACCUUCCCUUUUGUCCUAUAGAAUAAUGAUUACAUUUGUGUCCUUGGGUCAAGAUUACUUUGGGGAAGUAACUUUCCCACAGUUAUUGUUUUUGGGCACCUAACACUUAAAAUUCUUUGCAUAUAAUUUUGUACCAUCCUACAUUAGCAAAUGAAUUGGAUGUUUGCCAAUUAACUCACUUGCCUUUUAAAAUCAAUGUUGUUUUAAUGCACUAAUCUGUAUACUAUAAAGAAGAUCAUCUUUAUAGUUUGUAUUUUAUAAUGUUCUUACAUAGCAGUUUGAUAGUGAAGGCAAUGUUUUACAUGGCAAGCUAUGAGACUUCAGAUGGGAACAAAUAAAAUAUUAAGUAACUAAGUAAAUUGUAUCUUUGCAAGCAAAAUAAAGAUGAUUUUAAAAGUG
Capra hircus (goat) is the source of this 2223-nucleotide messenger RNA. RefSeq names its product syntaxin 7 (gene STX7). The transcript has 10 exons. The record is from RefSeq and is a predicted model, not a curated record. Gene Ontology annotation, biological process: vesicle fusion; vesicle-mediated transport; intracellular protein transport. Gene Ontology annotation, molecular function: SNARE binding; SNAP receptor activity. NCBI's taxonomy places the organism in Eukaryota, Metazoa, Chordata, Mammalia, Artiodactyla, Bovidae. The coding region runs from base 192 to 977 and encodes 261 amino acids. Gene Ontology annotation, cellular component: endomembrane system; SNARE complex; membrane.